UUUUUUCGGUAUUUAUAUUUGGCAUUAUUUAAGAGGAAAUUCAACACAAUAACAAAUUAAAUGUGAAAUCUUAUCAAAAUAAGGAAAAAUUACACAAAUAAGCUGGACAAUUUCAAACACAUCAAGGCAGCCACGAGCAUCGAGGAAAUUGGCGCGAUGGAACCAUCAGCUUGCGAAGACUUAAAGGCAUUCGAGCGGCGACUAACCGAAGUGGUUUCAUCAUACAGACCACCCACGUUCCGUUGGCGCAUCAUACUAUCUGCAUUAUCCGUAUGCACAGCAAUCAGCGCAUGGUAUUGGCUGAAAGAUCCGCGCACGACCGUUGUGCCGCUAACUGAAUCUCUAUGGAUACACCCCAUCUUCACAGUGGCCACAAUCACAUUAAUAUUCCUCUUCAUUUUUGGCAUACAGAAGUUGGUUGUGGCACCACAGAUAAUCACGUCGCGUACGCGGACAGUGCUAACAGAUUUUGCCCUGGACCUAGAGCCGCAUACUGGAAAAUUAAUAUUAAAGCCUCGACAGAGUAAUAACAAUGGAUGUACAUGAAGGCUUCUAGAUACAAUCUUUUAAUUUGCCUUGCCCAUGUCCAUUUAUAACCUAACUAUGAUGCACACUUCCACGCUGAUCGUAUAUUUGCAUCCGAAACCUUAGUUUAAUGCAUAAAAUCCCAAUAUAAUCUUAUCUAAUCUAAUCACAAAAUUACACACUUUUGAUUGGUUCCACUUGUACAAUGUCAAUGCUGGCAAUGUUUAGCAGAGAAACAAAUAUAAUUAAUAAUUUAUGGAUCACACAACCAAAUUAACAAUAUGAUAAAUUGUAGCUCAGCUCACAGGCCAAUUUUAUUUACAUAAAUUAUCUGAUAGUCUUAUAAUGAAGUUUAUCUUUAUAUGGCUUUGGGAAAGAGAUCCUUUUGUUGACACGAUUUUUGCCUAAAAACUCAAAUA
Drosophila hydei is the source of this 944-nucleotide messenger RNA. RefSeq names its product nuclear envelope phosphatase-regulatory subunit 1 homolog. The record is from RefSeq and is a predicted model, not a curated record. Gene Ontology annotation, cellular component: Nem1-Spo7 phosphatase complex; cytoplasm. The transcript has 2 exons. Lineage: Eukaryota; Metazoa; Arthropoda; Insecta; Diptera; Drosophilidae. Bases 157 to 546 code for a protein of 129 amino acids.